UUGCAGCUCCCUUUGCCCGAAGCCAUCAAAGAUCCUGAAUUCCUGAUAUCGGAUUUCGCGAAAUUCGACCGCCCAGCGCAGCUGCAUCUUAUAUGGCAAGCUUUUGACGCAUUUUAUGAGCAGAAGAAGUUUCUUCCCCGCCCCUAUAACGAGGCGGACGCCGGUGAAAUGCUAUUUUUAUGUGAAAAACUGAACGCUGCGGCACCAGAGAAAACGAGGUUGCCCGACAUCGACAAAGAUCUGGUCAGGCUCUUCAGUUUUCAAGUCGAGGGCAAUCUCAUACCAAUAACGGGCUUUAUUGGAGGCAUUGCUGCACAGGAAGCAAUGAAGGGGAUGACAAGUAUAUUCACACCUAUACGUCAGUGGUUUUACUUCGACGCCUUGGAAUGUCUGCCGGACAGUGACAGCCCCUUCAAACUCAACAAGCAGACUUGUUCCGCAAGGGGCUCUCGGUACGACGGGCAGGUGGUCGUGUUUGGCUGGCCGUUUCAGGAGGCUCUAUUGCGCCAGAAGUGGUUCAUCGUCGGUGCUGGUGCGAUCGGUUGUGAGUUGUUAAAGUAUUUCGCUCACAUAGGCGUCGCUUGUGGUCCCGGCGGUUGCUUGUUCCUCACCGACAUGGAUAGCAUUGAAACAUCGAAUCUGAAUAGGCAGUUCUUGUUUCAUCGCCAAGAUGUUGGGAGCAAGAAAUCUGAGGUGGCUGCGAAAGCCGCGAAAAGCUUUAACCCGGCGUUGAACAUCAAGGCGAUGUGUGAUCGCGUAGGCGGAGACACAGAGCAGAUAUUCAACGAUUCGUUUUUCGAAAACUUAGACGGCGUAACGAACGCUCUGGACAACGUCGAAGCGCGCACUUAUAUGGACCGUCGAUGCGUAUAUUACCGAUUACCCUUAGUCGAGUCUGGUACACAGGGAGCUAAAGGAAACGUACAGGUCGUCUACCCGUACCUCACGGAGUCAUACAGCAGUUCGCAAGAUCCACCUGAAAAAUCGAUACCCAUCUGUACUUUGAAGAACUUCCCUAAUGCAAUUGAGCAUACGAUACAGUGGGCACGUGAUCUGUUUGAAGGCCUGUUCACGAUUCCAGCUGAAUUGGCCAAUCAGUUUUUGGAUGAUCCACGUGGGUUUUUUGAAAGAGUCGACAAAAUGCACGCUGGACAAAAGGCUGAAAUGCUCGCUUCGGUGAAACGGGUGCUGAUCGACGAUAGGCCAUCGAAUGCAGAGCAAUGCAUUACGUGGGCUCGAAUGCGAUGGGAGGAGAACUUCAACUGGCAGAUCCGUCAAUUGCUGCACAACUUUCCGGCCGAUCAAGUGACUUUGCAAGGUGCCAAAUUUUGGUCCGGAAGUAAGCGAUGUCCUCACCCAUUGACGUUCGACGCAAAUGACCCAACGCAUACCGAGUUUGUGUAUUCUGCAUCGAUUCUGCGGGCUCAAAUGUACAAUAUAAUACCGAUCGUGGACUUGACAAAGGUAGUCGAAAUUGCCACCGCUCAACAACCGCCGCCUUUCGUUCCGAAGUCCGGAGUGCGUAUUGCGAUCAACGAUCAGGAGGCUCAACAGGCUGCGCAAAAUGGGGUCGAAGGUAAGGGCGCUCAUCGAUGGCAGUCUGACGACUUAUCCCGUUCGUUGUUUACUGUUGCUUUUAGACGAUGGCCGCUUCCAGGAGUUACACCUGGCUUUAGCCAAAUUGAAGCCUGACA
Molecule: messenger RNA, 1694 nt
Organism: Soboliphyme baturini
Lineage: Eukaryota; Metazoa; Nematoda; Enoplea; Dioctophymatida; Soboliphymatidae
Source: the annotation of a GenBank genome assembly